CCCAGGCUAGGUUCAGAACUCCUUCGGGGAACUGCGGUUGGUAAUUAAUAAACUUCCACGCAAUAAAUCACUUUUUUCUCCCCCCCCGCCCCAACCCGGCCAGUGCAGGGUGGUGGUGGGGAAAAGCGAGGCAGACCGGGCUCAGGGCCCGGAAGGACGCAUCCGGUCCCACACGAUCGGAUCCUGCAGGGCAAGCAGCAGCAAAUCCUCGGGCACACUCGGCUCCAGGAAGCCGAGUGCAUGCAGCAAACGGCUUCACCAGCGACGGCCUUGGAGAGGAACGUGCCUCGUUCGCUCCAACACCCGUCUGCCUUCGGUUUGUAACGCCUGGACCCGGAACACAUGUGCUGGUAGAUCCGCAAAAGCUCCGUUUCUUGCUAGCCUGGAAGCCUCGUUCUCCUCUUUUGCUUGCCCUAGCAAUAUGAGCGGGUCGCUUUUUCCUGCUAGCGCUUGAGGCAAUCGCUGUGCAGUUUGCAGGGAUCGGCUGGAUUGCCUUUCCCCCCCGUAGUGCCACGGCCGCUUUGGGAGGAGGGCCGGCAGCGGCGAUCCGGAGGGGCUUAUCGCGACAUCGAGCGACGCGAGGCGCUUUUGCGCGUUGGUUCCAAAGUGGUCGCCGAGUUACCGGCUCAUCUGAGGUUGGGACUGCAAAUUCCGACAGGAGGGCAUCUACUCCAUAGACUUUCUUUGCAAGGUCACCUGAGGAGGGGAAAACUGCCGGCGCUCUUUGCAUGCCCGCCCUUGCCUUAUCGUUGAGCGUACUGCUUCGUUGCAACAGAACAGAGCUGUUAGCAGUGGGGAAUACGGUCUGGGCAUGAUGCGAUGGCCUCUAGGCUAUGAAGCAAGGUGGUGGAUCGAUUAGGGCUUCUACUUUUCCUGAACAAGUCCGCAAGGCAGAGCUCUGUCCCUCAGCCCCGCCAGGAGCUUGUCUGCGAAGUUGUGCCUUUGCAGCGCCUGUGAUUCGCCAGCUUCUCCUUGCAGACUCAUCGGGACUGAAACGGAAGGGAAUCCUCUUGGCCAGCUUCAGGAGAUCGACUCCUGGCCGAUUGAGCUGAUCGGGGGCGACUCGCUCCUCCUCCUCCUCCUCCUCGUCGCUUCGAACCCCUUCCUCCUGCCCCCUGCCCAUGAAAUCCCUUGGCUCUCUAUGGCUUAAUCCUGCAGGAUUUGCAAACCAGGGGGCCCUGCCGGUCUCAUGAGGAAGCGCGGCCCCCGCUUCCAUGAGAAAAAGGAGGAGACCCCGUCGGGAUGGCUGUGAUGCUGCCACAGAGCAGUGGUCUCCCCGCGUGGCGUGGCACUGCUCCUCCGAGUGGUGGGACUAAGGCGGCGGCAGGGGCCCAAUAAGCCGAGGUGCUCGGGCUAGUCCUGCGGAGGCUGCGCGCAGGUCGUGCGUGGACGAGGAGCGGAGGAGACCCCGCCCGAGGGGCCAAAGUUUUGCCAAGUCUUUUCGCUAGAGGAGGUCCAGAGAAGGGCGGCCUGGCCUGUCGCGGGAUCCAAGCCCCAGCCAGCAUCAUGCGGGCUGGAGAACGCCUCCUGCCUCUUGCUCUCGUGGGGUGGUAGACUCCCAAGCCCCCAACCCACCUCUCUAACUCUGGCUGCCUGCAGGAGUCAUGGUGGGCGAGUGCGGGGGCAGGCUGCUGCGUUGGCGGCUUUGAAAGUUUGCCAGGCACCGGCGAGGUUGCUCUGGAUUUGAUCCCAUAUUUGCCGAAGAUCCCACAGAGGAGUGAUUGGAAAGGGAGGGCGGCGGCGGAGGAGGAGGGAUCGGGAGGGGGAAGAGUCAGCUGUUUCCAAGCAUGGGAGACAGGUUGCCGGAACAAACGCGUGCAAACCCAUCUCCUGCUGUGGCCGCCUCUUCCGAAGCAGAAGCGAUCGAGGUACUGGAAACCGAGGAUGUCUUGCCCAUGGCCACGGAGGACAACCAUAGAGUUGGAAGGAACCAAAGUUCAUCUACUCCAACCUGCUGCCCAAAGGCAAGGCUGCCAACCCACCGGCCCCCCACAGAUCAACCUUUGCUGUCCAGAACACAGUCUGAUACAAGCAGAGGGCAGAAGCAUGCCAGAAAGUGUUUCCAGAAUAAAGCUAACCCAACAGGAAGUAACCAGUUGAUAGAUGAAGAAAUUGGGAGGCACAGCAAGUUUGAUCCUGAAAACACUGGAUAUAUCAGCACUGAGAAGUUUCGAAACCUCCUCCAGAGACAUGGUUCUGAGCUGGACCCACACAAACUGGAAGUGCUCUUGGCCUUGGCAGACAACAAUUCCGACGGGAAGAUCUGUUACCAAGACUUUGUCAACUUGAUGAGUAACAAAAGGUCCAACAGCUUCCGCCAAGCCAUUUUGCAGGGGAACAGAAGGUUGUGCAGCAAGGCACUGCUGGAGGAGACAGGCCUUAGCCUCUCCCAGCGGUUGAUCCGACAUGUUGCUUAUGAGACGUUGCCACGUGAGAUUGAUCGGAAGUGGUACUAUGACAGUUACACCUGCUGCCCUCCACCCUGGUUCAUUAUUGCCAUUACCAUUGUAGAGGUUGCCUUCUUUCUUUACAAUGGAGUGGUUCUAGAUAGGUUUGUGCUACAAGUCACCCAUCCCUUAUAUCUGAAGAACUCAUUGUUAUAUCAUCCUCAGCUCCGUGCUCAGGCUUGGAGGUACCUUACCUACAUAUUCAUGCAUGCCGGGAUAGAGCACCUUGGACUCAAUGUUGUUCUUCAGCUCCUGGUUGGGGUCCCCCUUGAAAUGGUACACGGUGCAGCAAGGAUUGGGUUUGUUUACAUUGCUGGUGUUGUAGCAGGUUCCUUGGCAGUGUCUAUUGCUGAUAUGACUGCACCUGUCGUGGGCUCCUCUGGAGGGGUGUAUGCCCUCAUAUCUGCUCACCUAGCCAACAUAGUAAUGAACUGGUCUGGAAUGAAGUGCCAAUUCAAGUUGUUGCGCAUGGCUGUUGCCUUGAUAUGUAUGAGCUUUGAAUUUGGAAGAGCGGUGUGGUUGAGGUUCUACCCUUCUGCUUACCCUCCAUGCCCACACCCAAGUUUUGUCGCCCACCUUGGUGGGGUGGCAGUUGGAAUCACCCUGGGCGUGGUCAUCCUAAGGAACUAUGAGCAAAGACUCCAAGACCAGUCCUUAUGGUGGAUCUUUGUCUCCAUGUACAUGGUGUUUGUUCUCUUUGCCAUCUUCUGGAACAUUUUUGCCUAUAACCUGUUGGACCUGAAACUACCUCCACCUCCUUGAGAACCUGGGUUGAGGACCUGUAAAGGACAAACCAAUGACUUACCAUCUACCAGCUUCACUGGGGGGGAAAGAAAUGAAACUUGAGGAUUUAUUUUUGUAUGAAUAUUACAGGAGAUAAGCAAAUCCAUCUUCCUGAAAGGCACAGAUUGAAGGGAAACUAUACUGCACAGCUGGGAUGUGACCGUAUUAUGAAAAAGGUGACCUAAGCAAGGACUGCUCAGUAGAGCUUUGCUUGGAAGACAUUUGGGCAUGGAGACUUACAGGUAUUACAAUAGUCCAUAAGGCCUUGUAUCCCUUGCUCAUGCAAGUAGUUUGGUGCUGCUCUAAUGAGAAAAGGGCUGAAGACUCAGCCCUGUAUUUGUAUAACUGGGCACUUACACACAUACUGAUCAAUAGUGAUGCACAUAGUGAAAAUUGUUGGGGUUGCCUCUAUUUUCCCAUGUCAAUCUCCUACUGCACCUGUAAUUGGAAGCUUUGCAAUUAUGCAUCAAGCCAUGGGGAAGUCCUUUCCCUAAUUAAUGAAAUAUACUAAGGAAGUCUGCCAAGGCCAUUUAGCUUGCUUUCAGGUCAAGCUGCUCUGUCUGCAGUACCGUUACUAGCAUUCUGUAAACUUGGGCAAUUCCUCAAGCCUGUUCGCCUGUUAAGGGGAGCCUGCCUCAUAGAAGUUUCCAAAAGACCCAGCAAAUAUGGGUUCAUGCCUGGCUAGCAGCAGAGGCAAAUUUUCUGCAAAAGAACAAACCAAAUUGCACUGAGGGAUUUGAUGGUACUUUAAUCUGGUUGCUGAAUACAACUGCAUAUUUCAUCUGAUUUUCACAGGUUUGGACUGAUUUUUUUCCUCUUAGUAGCAGAUCAUGAAUAAUUUUGCAUUUUUGUUGACAAUCGUGUUGUUUUCUUCCUGGGUCCUAUACAUUCUAAAGGGAUUGCUAAAAUGUCAUUUCAGAACACAGCCCAUGGCACCUAAUGGAUGCCUCUGAAUUUUUGCUUACCUGUAUAGAAUUGGGCGGGACCACACCUCUGUAUUACAGUUCAUUUUUGCAAAUUUUAUCUAGCAACCUCUGUGACCACUUUUUUGAACAAAGCAUCUCCUUAGUUCUUGUUUGGAAAAUGCAAAUGGACUUCCUUUGCCUGACAUUGAGUUAUAUAAAUGCUGCUUUAUAAAAACUGUCAUAUAUAGCUUCAGGGAAGGAUUUGCAAUGGCACCUCAGCUUAGGGCCCAAUUCUCAGUGAGGUAGCAAACCUGUGUCUGGGCUAUAGCACUUCAUAGCACUGGGUGGAGGCUGACAUAACUGAACACUCCUCCAUGAAUAAAAUAAUAAAUUAAAACUUUGCACAUAGGAAACGAGCAUGUCAUGGAGAAGGCUAAGCUAGAUCCCUUCUCCCUGGCAUUCAGUUUUCUGUGUGGAGAUAAUUGUUUGUAUGGAGAAGCAUUCUGUUAUGUGAAUCCAUAUCUGCAACCUGAAGAAGUGAAGUUGAGUCCCAGGUUUACCAACUCAAUAAGAACUAGGCCUUAGAGCUUAGUUCUCAUUAGGAAUGAUGGGAGAAUUGUUGUUGCUACAGCAGGUACCUUAGUAGCCACAGAAUCUCCGCACCAUUAGUAGCAGCAAUGAUGGGCUGUUGGGUCUCACGGAAUCAGCACACGCAUGCCCCACUCUUGGAUUGGUGGGGCAUUGUGCAGAAUGUAAGCCACUGUAUCUCAAGAACCUAAUGUUGUUCAUGCAAACCACACAGGAAAUGUAAUAGUUGUAGAAUACCAAAUACUCCCUUUGUCUAUUUUACAGAUAUCUAAUUUGCAGGAUGGUGAACACGCCAAGAGAGCUAGCAUACAAGCAGGGACGUAGCUAGGGGAGAGGUGGCUUGUGUUCAUCCCUCUCUCCGGCAGCCCCUCGGAGUGAGGGAGGUAAUGAAGAAAAUAGGGAGGGGUGGAGUUGGGGGGCAGGAGCUGGAGGGCCCAAAGGAGCUGGGGGGCCCAAGUGCUUUGAACCCAUCUGCUCAGUUGUAGCUGCACCCCUGCAUAUGAGCUCAGAAACUAAUCUUUCUGGGGAGAGGGCAAAACCCACUGCCUAGGUUGCCAGCCCACUCUUUUAUCAUUGAAAAGAAUGCCCACUCAUACUGAAGGCAAUCUACAUUUGUUUUCACUGUUCUACAGUUGCUCUGCUUUUGCCUCAGUCUCUCUCCUCUAGUAAAUGGCUGAAUGCUCUUCAGCUGGAUUUGGAAUCAGCUUAGUAAUUGCAGUAUUUGUCAGUUAGCUUUCAGGAAAAAUGCAUCUGUUUCUCAAGCAUUCUCUACCAUCAGUACAUGUGCUUUGUGGUAUUGCGCUUUGGGAAUUGUAGUUCCUAGCAUCAGCUGUUAACUGGAGAAAUUCAACCCUCUCCCCAACACAAAUGCACUGGAGAACAAGCUUGGGUUUUAGACACGUAAAAUAUUUGCAAAAACCAAAUGAGAAUUUAUUCCAAUAGGGAAGUUACUCACUGAUCACAUGGUUCACAGCAAUCAACUAGAGUUUUAGCAAAUGUAAGAAGCUAACAAAAAGGAACUUACACACAUGUACUUGCAAAGCAGCUGGUUUUGUAAUUCAUGUAAUAUCACAGCAUCAGUGAGAGACUCAGAGUAAGGGGUGUAAUGCUCAAGAGCAUUCAUACCUGCACCUUCAAAGCAGCUGGCUUUGGCUGCCUGGUCUGCUGAUCACACAUAUGCAGAAUCUCAUUUUACAUUUCAAGCCAGAGAAGAACUUCUGAGGGGAGUGUUGCUCAGUUUAUUAUAAUACAGCUGAGCCUUGCGAGCUGGAUGAAUUCAUAUUCUGAACCCAGGUAGUUAUGAAGUUUGGCAGCAUCACUACUCUCACACUUCGCAAGUCAGCUUUUUUGACAUGUGAGACAGCCUCUACAAUGAGGGACAGGCAGCAUAACCAGCUCCAUUUUACGUAUGGUCUCUUGCUGGAAAAAGGGGGAGCCAUCAAUAUAAAAUCUACUCGUCAGGAGAAGGCCAGGGUCCUGCAGAAGUCCUGCUUAAGACUUGUUUGAUGGUAUUUUAAAUGGAAUUACACAGAGCAGAAAUUUGACUUCAAAGAGAGCUGGACUGCUCCAAGAUACAAGGAGGAGACUAGAAUUCCAAAACUGCCCUACCAGUGCUUGGCUUUCCUUCUGAAGAGUUUUCAGCCUGCAUCUUUGCCAAGGACAAGCAUAUGCCUCUGCGAGAUCUGUACACAGUUUGGCACCAGCCUCAUUAAUCCAAUGAGUUUAUGUCAAAUCCGUUCUUCUGUCAUAGGCUUUCUCCUCUUAUGAGUCCAAAGCCUUAUAUAAUUGAGCAUUAUGCCUCUGCAGGUAAAACAAAAGGACAUGAUUAUUUUCUUUCCCCCCCAUGACUUUGUGUUACAUCCAUAUCUGGGGUGGUGGUGGUGUGGAUAGUAAAAGAAAAUACUAGUAAAAUAUCUGUCAUUUUGAAAGGCAGAGGACAUGUCUAUGUUGCAGAGAAUUCUGGGGCUGGGCCAGACCACUACAAUAGCCUCCUCCAGUGCAGAACUUGGGUUUCCACACAGGAGUGAAGGGCAGCCAGUUCACCUACAUGGGAGAAAGUAAAAGGACGUAUGAGAGUGGGAGCUAAACCUUUCCCCACCCCUUGUGUUGCUACUCUGUGGGAUGAGGGAUCAUACUUAGCCCCAUCUCUGCAGUGUGCCAGGGACAACCAGUCCCUUUUGUCCCAUAGAAUUGAGGUAGAUGUAAUGGCAGCUGCUCCAAUCAUGGUCAAAGAGGAGGGUGUGGGAGGGUCCAUUUUUAACAGUACAGUAAAAGGAAAAGAUACAGGUGAGGAAUGCAGCAUCCUCCCCCCACUCACAGCUUACCUGCUUGCAGUCUUCCCUCGCUGCUCAGCUACUUUUCUCCUCAGCUGAGCUCUGAUACUAGGAGCGACCUUGGCAAGGCAAAAAGCCAUAGAACCUAAGAGAAGGAAAGUGGUGGGAAGGGAGAGGGUUCAUCUCCUCACCCACACACCUUGUUUGUUUUUCAGUUUGGACCUUCCUGCUCCUGCCUGCUUCAACAUUAUUAGGAUAGAUUCAAGUUUCACAUGCCACUGUUGCAUAGGAACAUAAGCUGCCGCCUUAUACUGAGUCAGACCAUAGGUCCAUCGAGCUCAGUAUUGUCUACACAGACUGGCAGCGGCUUCUCCAAGGUUGCACCUAGCUUGGCCCUCAGUGGGAACCACUGAAAACCAAACCAACACUGACUGACAUACUGCACAAGAGUACACCAGCCUAGUAAUGUUGUGUGCACUAAAAUGAAAUGUUACACAAGAGUCAGCCCAUUGGAAAUGAUGGGCCUGGUCUUAUGUAACAUCAUUUGAGCAAUUUGCAUGCAUGCAAUGUUACUGAGCUGAUGUACCCUUGGGCAAUAUGACCGCUAUUAUCUUCAAAACUCUGAACUGGGGUCUGCUUCUUUCUCUUGCUUGCGUGUAUCCACAGCCAUGGAUGUAGAUAAGUAUCUGCUAUUGGUAUUGUGGUGACAGUAGGACUUCUGUGCCAAGAAAUCCAUUAUCCAAGUAUUUAUUGGUAGUCGAGGUCACAUCUGAUAAACAUUGGGCUGUUUUAUGGCAGAAUGCCUUGUUGAAUCUUGAGCAUGAUGAGAAGGAAGCUCAGUGUGCAACAGGAAUCUUGUUUUAGCAUAACAUCACAGUCAUACAAUUCAGCUUUAUCUGGGCUCCUACUAAUAGAAUAACUCAUGUGGAUCUGUUGUGUUGUACAAGAGCUUAAUAAUGGUGGCCACAUAACCAGGUGGGCCUGAUCUCCUUUCAAAGUCCAGACUUUGUGACACUCACUGUCACAUACAAGAAUAAAAUAAUUGCCAUGGGGAUUAUUCACCCAGUGCAGGGGCUCCUACACAUAGGGGAGGAAAUCUAUAUAAGACACAACUAAUUUUUUUUAACUAAAGUUUUUGACAUAAUGAUGUUCCCAGGCUGAGUCAAGAGUCGUUAUCUGCCUAACAUUUCCAGGAAUUAUCAUCCCAUGAGCAGGAUCAAGUGAGAUGAUACAUUCCACUGCAACAUUUCUUCAUAUAUGCACUCACUGGUUCACAUUUCAUGAACAUGACCCAUUACAUGGAACAUGGCCCUAAAAGCCUGGAGAAGGGGACAAAAGCAGAGGUUCACCUCUUGAUGUGCUUUUUGUGAGCACUAGGCCUUAAUGCUGCAGAAAACGGAACUUUCUGCAUAAUCUGGCUUUGGACGCAGAUAAACAUUUUACAUCCCAGUGAUUAGAGAUCAAUUCAGCUUCCCUACUAUGUAAUCUGUCCCCUACCAUAGCAAGGGGCAGUCCACUUUGGAUCAAAGACAAUACUGUAAUCCUUGAUUUUCCCGACCUCCACAUUGUAUAAUGUUCUCCAAAACAAUACACAUAUUUGGUUUACAAGCCUUUCUCCCCUGCCCCCCAAAUAUAACAUUCUGCAAGAAUUCUAAAUAAUAGCAAUGUAAAGCAAAGCCAUUUCUCCUGUCAAAAAAAUCACACAAGACAGGCAUUUCUGAGUUCAGCUGCCUCUUAAAGUCAGCCAGUCAUUCCAGGAUAUUGCUGCUCCAGUGAGUGAUUAGAGGAUAAAUUUCUCCUUACCUCCAGAUGUCCUUGCUAGCUUACAACAUUGUGCUGCUGCAGACGUUUGUAGAUUAAUUGCAACUUGCAAUGAGUCUUAGACUCUUCAUGAAACAGGCAUUCUGUUUAACUCUACUACUGCCAGAAUGUGCUGAGAUCUGGUUGUAGCCUUCCUUGAAAUAUAAUUAGAAUACAUAAAAGAGAACAUGCAGAUUUCUAUACUAGCGAACAUACAGCUAAAACAGUCAUCUCGAGCAGAGGUUUGCAUGAUGGCUAGAGCCAGGCAGUGCUCUCAGGCCUGUUCUUUUCUUUUAUCGUGAGGAAUAACAGCAGCAAGGUGAAAGAGCAACUGAAUUAGGAAGGGUGGUGAAAAAGAUUGAUUGCUCAGCUCCUACGGGGCCAUCUACUGGCCAAUGUGGAUACAUGUACAUCGCUCCCCUUUCUAAAGGCUGUGCUCACAAAUCGGGAAGUAGAUGUUUAAUGAUCACAAGUUUGUUCUUGACCUAUUAUAUAUACAUAUACAUUCUCUCUCUCUCUCUCUCUCUCACACACACACACACACACACACACCACUCAAGAAGCAGAUGGCAAUGAUUAUUAAACUUUGUUGUAUGACAGGUCACAGCACUUUUUAUUGUUGUUAUUGCCCUGGGCUGACAAAGACCCCCCAGGGAAGAGGUCAUAGCUCAUUGGCAAAGCUGUGAGAAGACAUCCCUGCAUAAACUGUGUGUGGUCCAGAUCGUCUAUGACAUCAUUCAGAGAUCGGGGCAUACACAGUUAGUUUGCUCUGGGAACUUGGCCUGGAUGCAGUGUGAGAGGCCAGAUUUGCACACAGCUUUGAGCACGGUGGAUGCCUUUGGAACUGAAUGCAAGAGGCAAAGGAAAGGGGAGAUGGUGGUGCUAGGAUUGAUCAUGCUCCGCAAACUAAUCUGUUGGAAGCAGGCAUGGAAAGAGGUGCAGUUUGUAGGGGGGUAGGAAGUAUGAGUGCUUAACACUUUCCAUGCCUGUGUGUUUGACCCUGCAAACCUGUCCUGCCUCUGCUAAUUUUCUGCCACAUGAAGUGGCAGAUAGGGAGGAUUUAAGCAAUACCCUGCUUCUCCUCUCCAAAUCACACCCCCUCCCCCAUGCAUUACUUUGCAGUAGAGAAGUGGUGGCCAGGGUUCCUAGACCCAAGUCUCCUGCUGAAAGCGUAGAUUGGCCCUGGGUGGCUGACAUGUUAGCUGAGACGUUACAACUGAGAAUUGUCUUUUACAUCAUGAUUGUCAAAUGGGAGGCUGCCUGAAAGGUAUGCUGCAAGGGAAGUUGUGUGCAUGGCUGAGGAUUUCUUUGAAGUUUUGGCUUGCAUUUGAAUGUGAGCCAGUCACUCUGUUUACAUUUUAAACGUACAUUUCACCAUUUCCAGAUUUAAAUGUUAAUGUGGCACGUUAGCUUUUCAUUUUUUAAAAAACCACAUUUAAAAGAUGUGUACAGAUAAGGGUCAGUUUGGUUGUAGUUGAACCCUAUUAACCUCAUUAGUUCUGGGUGGAAAUGCAUAUCUCCAUACACCUCAAAAGACUCACCCAGUCAGCUCAGUGAGGCCAUGAUGAAUGUGCAGAUGAUAUAUAAUCAUCUACCAUUUGCUACUUUCCAUACAAGCACAACUGUUUUGAAAAGCUUUCUGAUGAGAUGUUUACGGCAGCCACUUGUAUUGCUGAAGAGGCAAGCUGCAAGAGCAAUCAUUCCACCACUUGCUAGUCCUUUCUGCCUAGUAAACAUAUAUAGCAUUAUACUAAGUUUCAUUACAAACAGAUAAACCUUUCCCCCACAAAUUAGCUAACUUGCAAAGCAGCACCACAUUUUAGAAGUGCUCAAAAGGAAAUCAAGCAGCUGCUCAAUAACUCUCAAGGGAUGCUUGUCUCUUAGGACUGUGCUCUGCUGCUAUUACCUCUGGUUUCAGACUGAAUUUGAAAAUUUGGUUUCUAAGUCAUCUGCACAUUUCAUGGCACAAAGAGUGUAUGAGCGCAAAAAACAACAACAGUUGCCAUCUCAUGAGAACCCUUAAUUUUGGAACCUUAUUCUCAGGAUCCGGCAGUAGUGUGCCUAUGGUAUCCUUUGGCUCAACAACUUUACAGCACAAAGGGGGAAGGAUUCUACAACACUGAAUUGUAGCAACUCUAUUAUGCUCCUGCACAAAAAACUCUCUAAAAGGAGGUCAGACUGGGCCCACUGGUACUCUCCCACACCUCACUCUCAAAGCCCCUGUGGGAAUAUUCCUGGCAACAUGAAGGCCUAUCUUUAAUGUGAUUUUUUUGUGCGAUAGUGGGUACAUACUGUACAUCAACGUCCUGGGCACACUUGCCACAGGAACAACUGCUUGAAGCAGUGAACAAGUGGCUCAUAUCUGAAGUUUUUUCUGUUCCUUUCUGAUAAAUCCACUCUCUUCUACAAGUCAUACAAACCAUCUUAGUUGCUGCCUAUUGGAAGCCCAGACAUAAAGAAAGGGUUGAAAAUAUGGAGACCAAGACAUAAUACUUAACCAUUCAGAAAAGCAAGAAACAGAAGAGAAACAAAAGUACGCACUUGAAGGUAAAUGCAUUUUAAUACAAUUAAUCACUGGUUUUUAAUUGAGGAAUGCUCCAGAAUGAGGUUCUUCAGAAUCUCAAAACAGAGUACAAACUUAUAUCACAGAGCACUUCACAAGACAGAAUUCCACAGGCUGAAUUUUAUGCAGCAAAAAUACAUUAAUUUUCACCAAGUUUAAUAAGUGUACUAGUAGUCACUGAAUGUGUCCUGACUCCCCACAGUGUCUGUUAAGUUUACAACUAAAGCUAGAUUUGUGAAGCUUUUCUUUCUAUGCUUACGCGGUUAGGGCUUCCUUCCAUGGUUAACUGUUAUAGCACCAAAUGAUGUAAUUUUGCCUUAAAAAUGCUGAAUGGAAUAUGCUUUCUCAUCAAGGGCUAGUAGAGCAAACACAGUACUUGCAAAGUAGCAUGCUGUAAUAAAUGUCCAAAUAUUUUUCUAUUGUGUACAAUACAUACUGUAUAGUUUUGUUCUAACAAUUACUUGUGCACAGACUCCAUUAAAGAAUUGCUAUUCAGCUUC
This is a messenger RNA of Hemicordylus capensis (graceful crag lizard), 11859 nucleotides long. It is a transcript of the gene RHBDL3, whose product is annotated as rhomboid like 3. The coding region runs from base 1788 to 3209 and encodes 473 amino acids. The transcript is spliced from 10 exons. The record is from RefSeq and is a predicted model, not a curated record. Gene Ontology annotation, molecular function: calcium ion binding; serine-type endopeptidase activity. Lineage: Eukaryota; Metazoa; Chordata; Lepidosauria; Squamata; Cordylidae. Gene Ontology annotation, cellular component: membrane.